AAAUGUUCCAAGCAGAAAAAGGUGCCAAUGCCAUUCCUGGAUACACAGGGUAAUAGUGUCUUAUUAAUUAUACCUUAGAUUCAUUCCAAGUCAAGACUACGAUUAAGACUUAUUGCAAAUUCAGGGCAACAGAAAUCACAUCCCAAGUACUCUCUUUAUGCUUAUGUCACUAAGAUUAUGCAGGAUUUGUUCCAGGAAUAAAGUCAGAAAAUCUAUUUGGAAAGACAUUCGGGAAAAUCACUUUACUUUCCAGCACUCAUGAACAUCAUCGAGGGUACAUUCUCAAUCUCUAACUCAAGAUCUGAUUUGCCUGCUGACAUUAGAUACAAAAGCGAAGUCAAAGAGGCUUAUUGCGAUCAGAGAGACCAACGUGGAAGAGAUAUUAAUCUCUAUGGCAAACUAGACUCAGAAACAUCAGUAACUGUUAUACAUGCUAUUUUAUUAGAAAGCUCUUGCUUAUACUCUAUCCAAUCUGACACACUUUGAACAAACUAACACUCUUCCAAAAAGAAGUAAAUAUCUCGUGUUAUCAACAAAGGCGACUCCAAAGAUAGACAGAGCAGUUUAACCUAUGAAGAGGCUUUGCAAAAAUUAAAAUGA
Molecule: messenger RNA, 600 nt
Organism: Paramecium octaurelia
Lineage: Eukaryota; Ciliophora; Oligohymenophorea; Peniculida; Parameciidae
Source: the annotation of a GenBank genome assembly